AUCGGCCAUAACAAGACAAAUGUAUGCAGAAUGAUGUGCGAUGAAUGCGAGCUCAUAGCUUCGCUUAGAGUCGUUGGUUCGACCGUAAAAUGUCAGGUCCUGUAGAGCGAUGGCUGGAGACAUUUAUGUGUAAACAAUAUGCUCCUGCAUUCGAAGCUUACGGCUACAGAACGUUAGAAUCGGUUUGUCAACUGAGUCUUAGCCAGUUACAAUCAAUUGGAGUAACCCCUGAUCACUGUGAUAAGAUUUUAGAGAACGUGUCAGUGCUUCGGCAAACAUUAAUGGCUGGCAAAGCCCCAGGUACCCCUGCAGUAGAUCCUGUAGCCAACCCAGCCAGUUCUGCCCUUAUUUCUAUGUCGGUGAAUGCAAACCGAGGCACCAUGAAUCAGUAUCUGGACACCUCGAGGCCUACUUAUAUUCCUGAGAGUAACCAUUUGCCCUAUCCACAGCAUGGACCAGCUCAGAUGGGUCCUAUGGGCCAUCAGAUGCACUAUCCACAACCUUACCAAGGUCAAGGUCAGAUGAUGUCACCUCAUCACUAUAGCGACCAGAGCAGCAUGUACAUGCCUCAUUCCUCACAAUAUCCUGGACAGCAGUCGUAUCCAGGGUUCAGGGCUCCAUUUGGUAGUCAUCCUUCCAUGCAUCACCCUGGCAGUGCAGACGGGAUGAUCCCACCAUCACCCAUGCAUCACCAUUUAAGAGGUGUGUCUCAGCAAAGUUUACAGACAGGUCCACUACAAGGAGGACUACAGUCUGGGCUACAGUCUCCUCAGCAGAUUGCAGACAGCAUUUAUCAUAUGGCCUCUUCCGGGUAUAGUCCAGAGGGGUCUGUGCCUAAAUAUCCUGGACUUGGACAAGGUCUUGGACAAAGCCCCAUGAGUAGGUCACCACAUUACGGAGCUAUGAUGAACAGUCACCCUGGUGGACAGUCCUAUAGGCCUACUUACUCUGCAUACCCAGGGGCAUCACCCUCCAUGUACUCUGGGAGAGGGUCAUCACCCCCAGGGUCUAUCCAUGCUCAAAGCCCUGCCGCAUCAUUGCACAGUAAUCAUAGUAUUCACAGUAAUAGCCCAGGGCCUAAUCAGAGUCCAAGUAUGAUACGCUCUCCACUGCCCUCUCCUAGCGUGGUUGGGAUGAGGUCCCCCACCCAGGGACAACCUAUCAGGUCUCCUGGUCAUCAUUCUAUGAGAUCACCUCUUCAUCAUCCCACCCCAGCUGUUAGCUCACCAGCAACUCAACACCAGAUGGCAUCACCUGCACCCAGCGGGAAUAUCUCAUCACCCAGUCAAACCAAUCAUUACUCACCACAUGGUUCUCUAGGGUCACCAGCUCACACCAGUGCCACAGGACCCCCACAUAGUUAUGGGAAUAACUCUCAUAGUAAUACUACUUCAUAUAGCGAUUUGUCUACCUCCAGUAAGUCUGGUUCUUAUCCUGGGUCUAGGGAGUCUGGACAAGCGGCCAACCCCUUGCAGUCUUUACAAAGACUUGUAAUGCUGCCAGAGGCAAGGGUUGUUGAUCCUAAGAGUGUGGUCAGUGAUGUUAGUGGUAAUGGGGGAGGAGAGGGUGGAAAAAUAUACGAUGGGCCAAAAAACUGUGUAAUUGGGACUGGCCCUUCUGAAGAGGCUAGUCCCAGGUAUAAUAAUAAUCGUGUCAGUUGUAUGGAUGGAGUGCAUUGUGAAACUACUUCAGGGCAGGAGUCAAGUUUUGGUGGGAAAGCACAAGGCAGUACAGAUAAAGUGAAUCGUAGUGAUAAUGUUGGUAGCCCUGAGUGUAUUCCUUUAAAAAGGACAGACUUUCACCACAGCUCACCUUACAGUAUUGCCGAAAAUGCCACUGCUUCAAACUCAAAUUGCAUUGGAGAAGAAAAUGUGCAGGCUGAUAAAUCUGCCAUUGAACCACAAAAUCAUCGUUAUUCUCAGGAGAAUCAUGUGACUAAUGGUCCAACUAAUAAUGAUACUUUGAAAAGUUCCAGAGAAUCUGAACCCGAUAAAAGUAAAAAGAAAGACCAAAGCCCGGCUCCAAAAGGAAAUUCCAGAAAACGACAAAGGUUUCAUUCCGGAAGUAGUCACACAAGUGAGGGGAGUCUUAAUGCAGAUUUGAUGCAAGAAAAUUAUAAAGAUUUGCCAGGUGUAGAGUGUCCUGCAAAGCCAAAGAGAAAGUACACAAAACGGAAAUCUGGUGCAAAAGAACAGAUCAUAAAUGACGAAUCCUUAACUGUUCACAGUUCAAAAAAUGAAUCUGAAAUCAAGAAAGAUGCAGGUCAAAUUAAAGCCUCUAAAAGUCCCAAAAAGCGUGGCAAAAAGUUGUUAAAUGAUAGUACGGUACAAAAUGAGCAAGUGGAAGGAAAAUUGUCACACAGUAUGGGAGAAAAUGGAUUCUUAGAGAAUAUUAAAAAUGGAAAAGAAGUUAAAAAUUCUAAAGGAAAAAAGAACCUAGACUCCAUUAUGAUAGACAGUGAUGAUUGUCUAGAACUCAAAUCCCCAUCUAAAAAAGGCAAGGGUGGACGUCCAAGAAAAAGUAUGGAUAAACCAAAAACUGCAAAACCGAAAGGGAGACCCAGGAAGUCUGUAGGUACUCCCAAGGGGGUUAAAAGUAACCUUGUACAUGAUGAUUCUGGAGGGAAUAUUGAUGUUUAUGAAAUGAAUUCAGAUUCUGAGUUAGAUAUCUCAGAAUCUGUUGAACCUGAUUUUGUUCCCAUGUUCCGUGUUUCAGGAGUAGUGAAAACUUACGAAAGGACUCCUCAGAGUAUUUAUAAACCAAAGGUCACAAGCCCAGAUCAUUGGAAUAGUGUCACAGGGGAUCAGGCCACACCAGUGAACCCACAAAUUGAAAUGCCCAAACCCAAUAAAAAGACAAAAGAAUCCACAAGCAAGUCCAAGAAAGCUGUGAAAGGAAAAUCAUCAGAUAGUUGUGAGGAGGCUUUGUCUGCAGAAAAACUCAAAGACAGUAAAAAGGGAUUGUCAGAAUCCAUUCAUAAUGUGUCAUUAAAUAACAGUGCUCCUGCCUUAUCAGAUUUGCCUUCCUCAGCCAAAGGGGCUAAGAAAAAUGGUGCCAGAAAACAAAAGGUUAAGUCCUCUGACUUAGCAGCAAAUGACAGUGGUAAAAAGAAGGUGAGGAAAAAAAUAACUCACCAAGUUUUUUCUCCAGAAACUAUCGAAAUCCCUGAUGUGUUAUCUUUUGAGGAUGAAGGUGAAGAUAGAGAAGUGUCAUCAUCCAAAAACAAAUAUACCAAGAAGCAGGCAUCGAAAAGGCCUUUGGAUAAAAUAAACAAAGUUGCCAACAACAAGUUCAAUGAUGAAAAGACUCUUAAAGACGAACUUGAGGGAGAUGCUUCUCUGGAAUUUGUAGAAUUAAGUAAGGACAACAGAGAUAUUGGAAAACAAAAGAGAAUAAGAAAUCCAUCAAGUAAAAAAAAGUCACCUGGAAAGAAAGCAACUUCUGUUGAAAAACCAGAGUCCAUUGAUCAGACAGUGGAACCAAAAGUUGGUGAAAAUGAUAGUCAUGCACAAACUGAUGUCACCAGUUCUCAAUUGGAUACUGCAGUAAGGUCUACAACAGAGCCUAUGUUGGACACUUCACAUCCAAGCACGUCGCAAGAUAGUAGUUUUGCUACACCUGCUAGUACUGAACCAGUGAAAAAGAGACGGGGCAGACCCCCAGGUAGUAAAAACAGCACACCAAAAAAGGAAAGAUUGAAAAAGGACAUCAAAAAGGGACGCAAGAAGAAGGGCCAGGAGGAUGUGUAUGACUUCAACACGGACAACGAGGAACUGAAAUCAUUGAAGUUGAAAAGAACAUUUGACAUGAUGUCAGGGAAAAAGAAACUAAAUGCAUUAAGUUCCCACUACCAAGGACCUUACAUUCACCUAGAGGGGGACCCCAGCCAUCCCACCUUGUGCACUGUGGUGAACACACCAGAGGACAAAUUAACUGCAAAAUCUUCCAAGAGACAAAAAACUGUGGCAGCAGUUGUUAACUCUGAGGCUGUGCGCACAUUAACUGAAAAAGCUGCCAUCAUUCCAUCAUCAGUGUGUGCCCCUACUGAUUGGAUAUGUGCCUUGUGUGGUAAAGGCACCCAUCAUGAUGGAUUAGGUGACCUGUAUGGUCCCUACUAUCCUGAAGGGGCGGCUCCAGAAGAGGAGCCAAAACCACCCAAACACAGAAAGCGACGCGACUCUAAUGCCUCUGUAGAGAGCAAAGAGAUGAAAAGGCGUAAAUCUAUCAGUAAAGAUAGCAUUGGAUACAAAGACUAUUGGUUUCACGAGGAUUGCAUCACAUGGUGUGAUGGUGUCUAUCUCCUUGGUAACAAAGUUCAUGGAUUGGAAGAUGUUUUGAGCAUUGCUGCGCACACAAUGUGUAUAGUGUGUAAGCAACCUGGUGCCACUUUGGCUUGCUUCAACAAAGGGUGUGCCCAGAAAUAUCACUAUGGCUGUGCUGUUGAGAAAGAGUGCCAUUUUGAUGAUGACAAUUUCAGCAUAGUUUGUACAAAGCACAAAGAAAAGAAAGUAAAAAUGCUGGGAACACCCAAUCCUCAAACCCCAGACAGCUUGAAAGCACUUUGACCAAACAAUCAGUAAAGAAGGUUGAUAUUGUCUUCACUGGGCAUCUGUGUGAGAGAAAAAGUUAUGAGAAGUUUUCCCAAAUACAUUGUGACAAAAAUGUUGUUGCUUAUGUUUUCAAGUAGAGAUAACUUUGCACUGACAGUGUCAUUUCCUUGCCAGGAACUCAAACCAGCUGUUUAUACUACUGAAAAGUUAUACUGGUCUACAGAUCAACCCAUUUGACUUUUAUUUCAUUUUUUUAUUUUUUUCAAAAUCCAACUUCUCAUUUAUUAGAAUAUGUACAUAAUUUGGAUAUUUUUGUACAAUAUGGUAGAGUAAGUUUAAAGUCUUCUUUGGAGCUUUGAGACCAUUCAUAUGCUGGUGUUGUUCCAGUUAGGUGUACAGGCCCUCCCCCC
Lingula anatina is the source of this 4960-nucleotide messenger RNA. RefSeq lists its product as uncharacterized. Gene Ontology annotation, molecular function: DNA binding; protein binding. NCBI's taxonomy places the organism in Eukaryota, Metazoa, Brachiopoda, Lingulata, Lingulida, Lingulidae. Gene Ontology annotation, cellular component: nucleus. The record is from RefSeq and is a predicted model, not a curated record. Gene Ontology annotation, biological process: regulation of transcription by RNA polymerase II.